AUGGCCGAUGGUAUUGUAACUCGAGGGCCCCAGCUGGCGGCUGUCGACUACACAUUUGCGGUCCUCGCUUUUGUAACCAUAUCAAUGCGAUGCGGUGUUCGGGUCUUCAUUGUUAGGUCAUUUGGUCUUGAUGACUGGCUCAUGCUACUCGCCGCUGGGUUUUUCAUUCUGUAUUGCUCAUUCUCAAUCACGGGCGUCUCCUACGGCACAGGACGCCAUGAAUACGAGUUGCCUCAGCCCGAUGUUGCAACGGCUAGGAUGUUCUGGUGGCUCUGCUAUUUGAUGUACUGCAUGACCAUGAUUCUCAGCAAAGUCUCCAUUGGCUGCCUACUGCUGCGGGUGGCUGCAAAGAAGAUGCACACCUGGAUCAUCUACGGCGCAAUGGUUAUUACUGUUGUCACCUGCAUGGCAUUCUUUCUGGUUACUGUCUGCCAGUGCCAGCCCGUCUCAUUCUUUUGGAAUAAAGCUCAACAUGGGAGCUGCGUCAGCAACGAAGUUAUUAUCGGACUGGCGUAUCUUUACAGCAGCUGCAGUGUGAUUACAGAUUUUACUUUUGCUUUGCUCCCAGCAUGGAUCAUUGUCGGCUUGCAGCUGAAAAGAAGGACUAAAAUUGCCCUAAUCCCUCUCAUGGCAAUGGGCUGCGUUGCCAGUGGUGCCGUUGUAGUUCGUUUCGCCUAUCUCCCCCGAUUUCGCGACCCCGACUUUCUAUGGGCCACAGUCGAUAUUGCCAUCUGGUCGACCGUGGAACAAGGACUGGCUGUCGCAGCCGGGAGCCUGGCUACUCUGCGCCCCUUGAUCAAGCUUGUUGGAUGGAAACUUGGACUCACGACUGGGCCUUCCGCCUUCGGGACUUCUUCAUAUGGUAAAAUGGGAACAUACGGUAACAGCCAGACCGGAACUGGUCAACUGAGCAGCAGACGACGCGGCAGUCAAGGCGCUGUAGAUGCGCUGCGACUUGAUACUCUCCAAGAAGAGAACGGCAGGAAAACACCUGCGCUAUCACGAUACCAAGGGGCAUACGAAGUGUCCUGUCACACAGGGACUAGGAAUAGCAGCGCAAGGAUGAUGGAUUUCCCAGAUGCCAUCUCUCAUGGCAAAACAUACGAAGUAAGCUCGGAGUAUAUCGGCAGCCCAACGGCUGCAGCACGGGAGCAGAAGGAACUACCAAGACCUCCAACUGAUCCAAAGUCGCCACAAUGGCGGGAAAAGGGCAGGCUGGACAGCAGCGACAGCAUAGAGGUUCUCCGUUCCGCGCCAUCAAGGGACACUAUUGAUGGCAAUGGCCAGACCUUUCCUAGAAGUUUUCUUACGACAGAUUCAGACUCCAGCAGGUGA
Neoarthrinium moseri is the source of this 1335-nucleotide messenger RNA. RefSeq lists its product as uncharacterized. The transcript is spliced from 4 exons. The coding region runs from base 1 to 1335 and encodes 444 amino acids. The record is from RefSeq and is a predicted model, not a curated record. Lineage: Eukaryota; Fungi; Ascomycota; Sordariomycetes; Amphisphaeriales; Apiosporaceae.